CAAUCCGUUAAAUCGGUUAAAGGCAGAGCUUCACUCUCUUCUUAUCCACCUCCAUCGCCAUUAAUUCCAUCUGAAAAACUUUUCGAAGUCGUUUUCCAACUCGGUGGUUCUCAAACUCAGUAGUAGUAGCAAGCUUCGUUAGAAGCAAAGGCUAAAAAAAAAAAUGGCUUUGUUAAGCCAACACUUGCAGAGGUUUCUACUGAAUGAACACAACAGCCUCUCCAGCUCCUUCAAGUCCACAACCAACAGGAGUAGUGGUGGUGGUGGCAGUGGUACCAGUCUACUUACAGUGAAUGCAAGAAUUCGAAGCUGCUCUGCCAUAGCCAUAGAUGCCCAGUCUUCUUCCUUGACUGAUAUAGCUCGAAUUCGAUGGGGUUCGACGAGUUUGCAAGGUGCUCGUGAUGAGAUGGAAGAUGGUGUUGUUGUUCGCUCUGAUGGCCUUGAUGGGUUCUCGUUUGCUGCUGUUUUCGACGGCCAUGCCGGCUUCUCCUCCGUCAAGUUCCUCAGGGAUGAGCUCUACAAGGAGUGUUGUGGAGCCUUACAGGGAGGGCUGCUACUGGGUGAAAAAAAUUUCAAAGUCAUUAGAGAGGCAUUGCAGGAGGCUUUUCUAAAAGUUGAUAACAAAUUGCUAAAUUGGCUUGAAACAACCGGAGAAGGAAAUGAAUCUGGUGCGACUGCUACUGUUUUGUUCAUCGGAAAUGAUAUGCUGUUCAUUUCUCAUGUUGGUGACUCAUCUGUGGUUCUAUCUCGUUCUGGAAAAGCAGAGACAUUGACCAAUCCUCAUCGACCCUAUGGAAACAGCAAGGUCUCCCUUCAAGAAAUCAAAAGAAUCAGAGAAGCAGGUGGAUGGAUUGUGAAUGGAAGGAUUUGUGGGGACAUUGCUGUAUCUCGUGCUUUUGGUGACAUGCGGUUCAAGACUAAGAAAAACGAGAUGCUAAAGAAAGGAGUUGAAGAAGGGAGAUGGUCUAAAAAAUUUGUUUCACGGGUACAAUUCAGUGGAGACUUGGUAACUGCAUCUCCAGACAUUUUUCAAGUGGCUCUAGAAAAAGAUGCAGAAUUUGUACUUUUAGCAUCUGAUGGCUUAUGGGAUUACAUUAACAGCUCGGAAGCAGUUGAUUUUGUUAGGGCUCAACUCCAACAACAUGGAGAUGUUCAGUUAGCUUGUGAAGCACUUGCUCAAGCGGCUCUGGAUCGAUACUCACAAGAUAAUAUCAGCAUUGUCAUUGCCGAUUUAGGGCAAACAGAUUGGCGAAAUUUGACACUCCAGCAACCGAACUUUGUGUUUGAAUUGGGCCAAGCUUUAGCUACAAUUGGCAUUGUGUCCCUUGGAAUUUGGAUGACAUCUCUGUUUAUCGUAUAAAAACUUGAGGAUCCGGAUUAUGUAAAUAAAUCAGCAUAGCAAAAAUGAACGUAGUUUUUCACAGUUUUUAUCCAAACAAUGUAAUUGGACAUGUCUAAUAUCUUGAUACUUUCGGUUUAGGGUACAGAAUAAUCCUUGAAAAAAGUAUUUUCUUCUUA
Messenger RNA from Ziziphus jujuba (common jujube), 1518 nucleotides. Its product is annotated as protein phosphatase 2C 57. The transcript is spliced from 11 exons. The record is from RefSeq and is a predicted model, not a curated record. Gene Ontology annotation, biological process: protein dephosphorylation. Bases 164 to 1360 code for a protein of 398 amino acids. Gene Ontology annotation, molecular function: cation binding; protein serine/threonine phosphatase activity. Lineage: Eukaryota; Viridiplantae; Streptophyta; Magnoliopsida; Rosales; Rhamnaceae.